Messenger RNA from Parascedosporium putredinis, 678 nucleotides. Lineage: Eukaryota; Fungi; Ascomycota; Sordariomycetes; Microascales; Microascaceae. The record is from the annotation of a GenBank genome assembly.
AUGGCGGCAAACCACAAGCUCGUCUCAUCACUGCAUAGGAACGGUGGCGACGGGCAAGAGGACGAUGACGACGACGAUGGUGAGGAUGUCGACGACCUGGGUGCCGAUGUCGAUUCGGAGAAGGGCGCGGCUAAAAAGCUUAAUGGAAUGGAUGUCAACGGGCGAGACGUGAGCACGGGCAACGGCAGUGAUGCGCAGGCGAGUGACUCUCGGCGGGACACUGGUUCAGGCAUCUGGGGAUCCUGGCGACAGGGAGCAACCAACGGAAGCGAGGCUGGGCAGCGAGAAGGCGGGCCUUUGAGCGGAUACCAGCCCGCGGGGACACGAGGCCGCAACAUGAAGGUGCUCAAGCCGCUCAAGUCGAACUCAUCGUCGGCUCGUACGGGUGCAUCCGGUGAGCAGCGGCGUAAGAGUCAGCAGGGACCCUCGAUAUUGACGGGAUCGGGCGACACGGGUGGAAGCGGCAUCGGCAGCUCGGGCGGCAGCACGAUUCGUUGGGAGACGAAACGAGCGGCCAGCAUUGCGAGCUCAGGCGAUGCCAAGUCGCCGGUAACACCGCUUGCUCAACCUGGACAGCAGUCACGGGAUGCGCGGGGAUCCCAAACCCUUCCGCGGUCGGCGAACCCUAUCGGAGGAGCAUCGGCGUUCUCGUGGAUGAAGAAGCCCGGCACCGAGUAG